Molecule: messenger RNA, 276 nt
Organism: Linum tenue
Lineage: Eukaryota; Viridiplantae; Streptophyta; Magnoliopsida; Malpighiales; Linaceae
Source: the annotation of a GenBank genome assembly
AUGGGAUGGGGAUUCUGCAACGGGAAGAAAUGCGGGUUUGCAGGGAGGAAAGAGUACUGUGGGGUGAAAGAGUGGAAGCUGCUGAAAGCUCUGGAGCCGGUCUCGAUGGGGGCCGGGGUUAUGCCGAGCUACGGGGAAGGUGAGAGGACGGAGAUCAUGUACAUGAGAGCUAAGUUCGAGAGGAUUGUUGGGUCCAGAGAUUCCGAGGCUUUCUACAUGAUGAAUCCCGACAGCAAUGGCGCCCCUGAGCUCAGCGUCUAUCUGCUUAGAGUCUAG